GAAGAAAAUAUAUGGAAGAAGCAAACUUGUGGAUCAGAGCCACAGCCUAAACGGUCACCGAGAAUCUUCUCUCAAAGCUUUGCAAUUACGUGCCUUUCUCUUUUCCUUCUUCUCUCACCACAUAUUCUCUUAGAUUCCUUUGGAUUUUCUCUUCCUCCCUCCCUCCCUCCCUCGCCCGCCCUCAACUUGCUCGAUGAAAAGUCCUAACUAGCUUCUUAGUUAUUGUUAUAAGCCAGGUUCCACUUGCGUAUCAUCACUGCUCCAUCGUCCAUGGAGGUGCUGCAGCUUGCUUCCACUCACGUCAUCUCUUCCUUCCGCCGUGCUCCACGCCACCGAAAGACCACUGCUUCCACCUCCUCGCAGCUUCCUUCUCCUUCCAUCCGCCGCCCGGAGGGAGAGCGGCGAUCCACAUGGAGUAGUGGUAGUGCUAGUGUUUCUUCGCCGGUGCCGUGGAGAUCGAGGGAGGACGGUGCUAUCGUUGGUUCAGGCGCUGAUGAGCUCGAGCUGUUCCUUGAUCUGGUGCCGCCGAGGAUGAGGAGAGGCUUGGCGCGCCAUGGUGAGGUGAGGGAGCUGAUUGAGGUCGUCAUGGAUCUUGGGAGGAAGCCGAUCGCGCGGUUUCCGUCGGGGGAUUGGAUUGUUUCCGACGAGCCUGUUAAACUUGUGGAUUUACGGCACGCCAUAGGCAAGGUGGGAGACUUUUCUGUUGACAAUCGUUCGGGAGUUGAUCAUUCUUUGCACCGAAUAAGUGCGAUUCGGAACCGUAAGAAGGACAUAAUUGGGUUGACUUGUCGAGUUGGACGAGCUGUUUCUGGGAGUGCGGAGAUGGUGCGUGAUUUAGUUGAGGGUGAAGGUUCCAUCUUGGUCAUAGGCCCCCCUGGAGUUGGCAAGACUACUUUGAUCAGGGAAAUAGCUAGAGUGCUGGCUGAUGAGCACUUGAAACGUGUUGUCAUAGUGGACACAUCCAAUGAGAUUGGAGGUGAUGGGGAUGUACCUCACUCCGGAAUAGGACGGGCUCGCAGAAUGCAAGUUCCUGAUGUUAAUAUGCAGCAUAACGUUAUGAUUGAAGCAGUUGAAAACCAUAUGCCACAAGUUAUUAUAAUUGAUGAAAUUGGAACUGAACUUGAAGCAAUGGCUGCAAGUACCAUUGCCCAGAGAGGUGUCCAGCUUGUUGGCACAGCCCAUGGUGUUACAAUAGAGAGCAUCAUAAAGAAUCCAUGUUUACAGGUGCUGGUUGGAGGCAUCGAGAGUGUUACACUUGGUGAUGAUGAGGCGAAAAGAAGGAAAGUGCAGAAAACAAUACUUGAGAGGAAAGGCCCUCCUGCUUUUACCUGUGCAGUGGAAAUAGUAUCAAAGAAUGAGUGCAGAGUUCAUCACAAAUUGGAAGCCACUGUGGAUGCUAUUCUUGCCGGUAAAUCUCCUCUGUUUGAAGUGCGAAAGCUGGAACCUAAGCCUAAUGAAUCUAGGGGCCUGGCUCCAGUUAUUGAUAAGAGCUUCGAAGAUCGAGCACCUGUCACCAGUACCCUGAAUGAGGAUUCAGAGAAAAUUACUGAGCAAGCAUCCGCAGCUGUUUCAAGACGUAAUAAGCAUGGAAGCAAUACUAAAUCAGAUUUGAGUAAUCCUAUACGUGUAUAUAUUUACAAGAUUUUGGAAGCUGAUCUAUUACAAGUAGCAAAAGUAAUGGGUCUUGAGGAUAAGAUAGACGUCACUGAUGACAUUGGAACAGCCAAUGUGGUUGUUGUAUCAAGUUCUGAAAUGAAGGAGAAUCCCUGGAUACGUAGUGUGGCAAAAUACCAUCAAUUACCAGUUUUUGUGAUUAAGGAAAAUACAAUGGCCCAAAUGGUAAAAGCAGUUAGAAUGGUUCUUGGGGUGAACUCAUUUGGAUCUACUACAAAAAUACCAUUGGAUCAUGCAGAAAACAUUGAGAUUGAAGAUGACGCACCGAAGAGAAAACCUACGUUAGAGGAGAUUGAUGCCUUGGAGGAAGUUCGAAUGGCUAUCGAAUACAUCGUAAUACCAGGGGGAGAGCCUGUGGAACUCCUUCCUAGAUGCUCAGAAAUAAUAGCUCGGCAAUUAAAGCUCGUGGAGAGCUACCAACUCGCAGCUGAGAAGUCGGGCACAGAGUUAAAUUCAAGGUUGCAGAUUCUUCCAAUGAAAAUAAGCAAGAAGGGUUCCUCUACAAGAAGAUGUUCUGAAUCCCAUCUGAGAAAGCAAGCAAAAAUUGACUCCUUAACCAGUGGGAAUUCAGGUACAAGUUUCUCUAGGCUUCCCUUUUUACCCAAAUAUUCAUGAAUCCAUGAUUUGCAUAUGAGUUUUGGGCUAUAUUCUUUACAUAUAUUGUAUGUACAGUAAUGUAAAUGUUCUGAAUGUAAAUCAUACUCAUUCUUUUAGUAAAAUAAUAUGCAAUCACAAGUUACAUUAGUUGCCAUGAAAUUGGCUUAAUUC
Dendrobium catenatum is the source of this 2442-nucleotide messenger RNA. RefSeq lists its product as uncharacterized. The coding region runs from base 271 to 2289 and encodes 672 amino acids. The record is from RefSeq and is a predicted model, not a curated record. NCBI's taxonomy places the organism in Eukaryota, Viridiplantae, Streptophyta, Magnoliopsida, Asparagales, Orchidaceae. Gene Ontology annotation, molecular function: ATP hydrolysis activity. The transcript has 9 exons.